Molecule: messenger RNA, 669 nt
Organism: Camelus dromedarius (Arabian camel)
Lineage: Eukaryota; Metazoa; Chordata; Mammalia; Artiodactyla; Camelidae
Product: olfactory receptor 1D2-like
Biological process (GO): G protein-coupled receptor signaling pathway
Cellular component (GO): plasma membrane
Molecular function (GO): olfactory receptor activity; G protein-coupled receptor activity
Source: RefSeq, a predicted model, not a curated record
AUGAAGAACAAAACCAUCUCCUAUGCAGGGUGUAUGACACAGCUCUACUUCCUGGUCUCCUUGGUGACCCUGAACAACCUCCUCCUGGCCACAAUAGCAUAUAACCGCUAUGUGGCCAUCUGCCGUCCCCUGUACUACACCAUGGCCAUAAGCCCUGGGCUCUGUAUUUCACUCCUCACUUUGUGUUGGACACUUGUCUUCUAUGGCCUCGUCCACACCCUCCUCAUGACAAGGGUGACCUUCUGUGGGUCCCGGAAGAUCCACUAUGUUUUCUGUGAGAUGUACGUACUGCUAAGGCUCACAUGUUCCAAUACUCAGAUCAUUCACACAGUGCUGAUUACCAAAGGCAUCUUUAUCUUCCUCACCCUCUUUGGGUUCAUGCUCAUGUCUUAUGUCCAGAUUGUCAAAGCCAUCCUCCGGAUACCCACAGCCACUAGCAAGUAUAAAGCCUUCUCCAUCUGUGCCUCCCAUUUGGCUGUGGUCUCUCUCUUCUACGGGACACUUUGCAUGGUAUAUCUGAAGUCCCUCCACACCUACCCCAUGAAGGACUCAGUGGCCACAGUGGUGUAUGCUGUGGUGACCCCCAUGAUGAACCCUUUCAUCUACAGCCUGAGGAACAAGGACACGCAUGGGGCUGUGAGAAGACUCUUUCUGGGAAAAGGCUUUUAG